This is a messenger RNA of Lithohypha guttulata, 324 nucleotides long. RefSeq lists its product as uncharacterized. The coding region runs from base 1 to 324 and encodes 107 amino acids. The record is from RefSeq and is a predicted model, not a curated record. The transcript is spliced from 2 exons. NCBI's taxonomy places the organism in Eukaryota, Fungi, Ascomycota, Eurotiomycetes, Chaetothyriales, Trichomeriaceae. Gene Ontology annotation, molecular function: oxidoreductase activity.
AUGUCGACAGCAAUCUACGUCUCUUACCCUCGCCAAGAAGGUAUCAACUUCGAUCUAGACUACUACAUCAACACUCACAUGAAGUUGGUCGAGAAGCACUGGGGUCCACAUGGCAUGAAGAGCUGGACGAUUGUGCAGUUUGAUAAGGAUGACCCGUCAGGCCAAAACGUGCAAUGCAUCAUGCUCUGGACCAGUAUGGAGGAUUUCGAGAAAUGCUUCGCCCUCGGUAUACCUGAGGUACAUGAGGACUUGAAGCAUUACACGAACGGUAUGCCAGUGCGGUGGACUGGAAAGGUCGUGGCAACGGGUCAGGGACCAUAUUGA